Molecule: messenger RNA, 2513 nt
Organism: Rotaria sp. Silwood1
Lineage: Eukaryota; Metazoa; Rotifera; Eurotatoria; Philodinida; Philodinidae
Source: the annotation of a GenBank genome assembly
CACCCACACCCACCCGCACCCACACCCACCCGCACCCACACCCACCCACACCCCACACCCAUCCGCACCCACCAACACCCACACCCACACCCCAUAAUGUAACAUGAAAUUCUACCGUACACUGAAAACAAAGAUAUACUGAGCUGAUGAAAAACACAAAAGUCACCGAGCAACUCUAAGGGAUCUAAAAUCAAAUUCAAGAGAGAUAGAUUCUUCAUUUCGGACUUCACCUUAUGUAGUUCAAAAUAAACUCAAGAAUCUAGCACUAAUGAUAAAAGCCGAACCAAUGAGCGAGGCAAAUGAAGGUUUCCAUCGAUUUCUUCUAGUCAACAAUCAAAACUCACCAUUCUCAAGCAGAGAUAGAUACCAUUAACUAAAAGUUGAAUCAUCCAUCAUAAUUAAGUCCCUCGAUAAAAUAUGGGAAACAAAGCAACAAGAAGAAUACAAGGACAAUAAAACAACACUCAUACUGCAGACCAUGCGCUAAAAUCUCUCACUCUACAACUAACUCAGGAAAAAAUAUAAUUGAAUCCUACUAUUCCGCUCCAGACAAAUUAAUCUUCAACACCCUAAGUAGUUGGGAAGUUCUAGGUAUAUGUACUAUAGGUUGGAAACAUGCCCAUAGAGUGCCUCAAACAAGGGCGAAACACGUGUCGUGUUAAGCUUUGAAUCUAAAAUUUCUUCAAAACGAUUUUAUGAUUUUAUGUAAUAAUAGAACUCUAAAGAAACAUGUUGAGCCCCUUGAGAAAGCACGAAACAUGUGUCGUAUAGAUUUCUGAGUUCUCCAAAUCAUACUUCUAUAUCUAAGUUAUAAUAGGUUUUCAUACUUAUUACAAUUUGCCUUUACUACUUCAGUCAUUAGGACGGUUUAGACUUACGUAAUAAUAGAACUUUACAGAUACCCAUGGAGUUUCUUGAGAAAGCACGAAACAUGUGUCGUAUAGAUCUCUGAGUUCUCCAAAUCAUAGUUCCAUGUCAACACAUAUACACCCUCUCGAAAUUACUAUGACAGAACACGAUACCAUUAAAUCAGAUAUGUCCAUUUACAUCAUACAUCACACUAAACACGAAAAACUGAACACAACUGCUUAUACAAAUCCGCCUCCAUCAUACCAUCCAACACCUCCGAACAAACUGAGUGUCUCUCCAAACUAUACACAUACCUGAUGAGGUUCCUUAAGCAAGCUCGAAACGCGUCGCGUGAUGCUCUGAAUUUCAAUUCUAUGCAUUAAUAUUAUAUUGAGUUAUUACUUUCUUUAUUUGAUUACGUUUAAGCCUUAAAUACCUUAAUCUAGGUUAAGCGAUUUAGGACUUGCAUGUAACUAUGAAAUUCUAAACAUGCCUGAGGAGGACCCUUAAGCAAGGUCGAAAUCCGGAUCGUGUGAUGCUCUGAAUUUCAAUUCUGUAUUUUAAAAUUAUUGUUGGUGUAUCUACUUAUUACUUAGUAGAUUAGAAGUAUUAUGAAGUGAUUCAAAAAACUUUUAUUAGUCUUUCGGAUCUAUUCUACUGAUACUUAGCCCACUUGAUAAGAUUGAGUCAGAAAUAUCGAAAUAACUAUGGUUAUCGUGGUAACUAUUACACACCCACACCCACCUACACCAGCUGAACACUUUAUUGUAGGUGCUCUCUACUUUACGACUAAAAGCAGAACUUAAAAAUGUUAUGUAUUGAUUUAAACUUAUUAUUAAGUUUUGAUCUCUUAUACUGAUACUUAGGCCACUUGAUAAGAUUGAGACAGAAACAUUCGAAAUAACUUCAAGUUAUCGUGGUAACUACUACACACCCACACCCACACUCACACCCAACAUUUUACAAUGGUGUAAAUCAAAAGAAAAUUUUCACUAUGUUCGUGAACAUACUCGUUUACCAGAUCGAGUAUAUUAUUUAAAAUUAGAAGAAGAGUUAUGGAAAAAUUAUUUAAUUUAUGGUGAAACAUACGAUUGUUUGGCAUCACCAUUAUCAAAAACAAUCAUUAAUGAUAAUAAAUUAGAAUUCGAUUAUAACAUAUCAAAAAAGUCAAUGGAAAAAUAUAUAAAAAAAAUUAAACAAAAAAAAAAGCAAAAGCUGAAGAAGUACAAAAACAUGCUUUGUUAUUGAAAAAUUCUCAACAACCCAAUUCAGACAUUGAUGAACAACGUUUAUGGGCAGUUCUUUUAGCUUUAGUACGUAAAGGUCAAAAGAAAUUAUCUCAAUAUUAUGAACAUCGAAAAACACGUUUGAAAAAUAGUGCUCAAGAUUAUUCUUUAGUUAGAGCAUGUUAUGAUUGUCAACCAACACAAGAUGAAAUUAUGUCCAUGCAAAUUAUUUGGCAAGCCACUAUUAAUGAAUGUAAAUCACAACAAAAUGUCAAUAUUUUAAAACAACAUCUUUAUAUGAAACGAAUACCUAAAUCAUUAGAUUAUCUUGAUCAAUUAUUUUCAAAUGUCGAACAUACAUUAGCUAGACCUAUUUAUAAUGAUAACAUUCGAACAACACUUACAACACGUCAUAAAAAAAAUUAUUGCACAAAAUAA